GUGCUCCUUCUCCUUGCCUUGUAGGCUCACACUGAGCCUCGUAAACGAGCCUUCAAUCGUGCCUGCCGACGCGCGGCUGCCAGUCCACUUCUUGGUACUCACUAUCGUGGUCGAUGGUGUAGUGUUAAGGAUCUACUUGGCAAACGUCGGACGCCCCCGGCGCAGGUGGCGUAUGCGGAACUUCUUCAGAAGGGUGCAACAUGUUAGACUGACUCUUGAUGGUGCCAUUGUUGAUGUUGUCAACAUUUACCAGAAAAUUAUGACGACCUCCCUUGCUCCAGCAGAGAAAGGUUCUGUUCUGGGCACUACGGCGCGCACUAUUCGGCGCGAGGAUGUGAACGAGUUAGCUGACAUCAUUGCCGAUCAUGAUCUUCUUCAUCUCAACUCGUGGACCAGGGCCGGUCACAUGGCCCCUCUUCAAGUGGAGGCAAGGUCUCCGGCUGGCUACGGUCACAUUCUGAUGCGACGGUUGAAGAGGUCCAUGCGUGUGCGAUGGAGGUUUUCCCUGGCAAAGUACAACAUCAACGUGUUGUUCCAUGGCAGGUCUCGGCGCCCACUCUGCCUCGUCAGCUGCGUCCUCUUGGCAUUUCUGAGAUAUCAGGACGUGUUGCCACAUGUGAUGGCGUUUCUCAGCCAACAUCCUCAGUAUGCGUAUCUCGUGGAUCGAGCCACGGACCAGGCACUGAUACGCGUGUGGGCGACUGAUCUCACAGUGACUGGCUCUGAGAAGGAUCGUCGCUCCAGCAAGCUCAGAGGAGGUGCGAUUCAACUGUCGCUUGACCUCUCGCAGGCGUUUGAUCGCUUGGAGUGGCCGCUCAUCAGUGACUCGUUGAAGGAGGCUGGUGUGCCCAGCGACCUUUACCAUCUCAUCAUAAGCUGGCACCGGGAGAUGUAUUACCACAUUAAAGUCUCUGCGUCCUCUGCACGUGUGUCGGUUGGCAGGGGA
Symbiodinium sp. CCMP2456 is the source of this 946-nucleotide messenger RNA. NCBI's taxonomy places the organism in Eukaryota, Dinophyceae, Suessiales, Symbiodiniaceae. The record is from the annotation of a GenBank genome assembly.